GACAAAAUCACCGACACAUCUGUAAUUAAACAGCACGAUAGAUUUCAGUACAUAUUUUUCUCUUUCCAAUAUGAGUCAAACGCAAAUAUAACAUAAAACAUAAAACUCCUGAAACAGUUUUGUUGCGGCUUGUGAGCGGACACCUCUGCAGCGGGGUCCUGAGCUCCGCAGGAACCAGGAAGAGAAGAUGACGGUCCAUAACUUGUACAUAUUUGACCGUAACGGCAGCUGUCUGUAUUAUAAUGAAUGGAACCGCAAGAAGCAGGCGGGGAUCUCCAAGGACGAGGAGUUUAAGUUGAUGUAUGGGAUGCUGUUCUCCAUCCGCUCCUUCGUCAGCAAGAUGUCUCCUGUGGACAUGAAGGAGGGCUUCCUGUCCUUUCAGACCAGCAAGUAUCGUCUUCAUUACUACGAGACUCCCAGUGGACUGAGGUUCGUCAUGAACACAGACCUGUCUGUCCCCAACGCCAGAGAGACGCUGCAGCACAUAUACAGCAACCUGUAUGUGGAGUACAUCGUGAAGAACCCGGUGUGCGUGCUGGGUCAGAGUUUGGACAGCGAGCUGUUCAGCAGCCGGCUGGACGCCUUCAUCAGAGCGCUGCCGUACUACAGCCCGCGGGCCGCCUGACGCACACUGUUACUGUGGUUACUGUGAACAUGUCGUCUGAUGUUUUAUUGAUCAUUAAAGUGAAGCAUGAAGCCGGC
This is a messenger RNA of Micropterus salmoides (largemouth bass), 702 nucleotides long. RefSeq names its product trafficking protein particle complex subunit 1-like. Gene Ontology annotation, biological process: endoplasmic reticulum to Golgi vesicle-mediated transport. The transcript has 5 exons. The record is from RefSeq and is a predicted model, not a curated record. Gene Ontology annotation, cellular component: TRAPP complex. The coding region runs from base 188 to 625 and encodes 145 amino acids. Lineage: Eukaryota; Metazoa; Chordata; Actinopteri; Centrarchiformes; Centrarchidae.